GCCGGGAGUCCUGGUGCCGCCGGUUACACUUCUGAGCGCCUUCGGGAAGCCACAGGGUAGGGGAACCUGUGCGGAGGAGCCGGGGAGAGAUAGCAGGCAGGCCCAGCUUAUGUGCCAGCCCAGUGACACACACAGAAGCAUAAGUCAGGCUAAGGAUGGUGCGUCCGGGCGCUCACGUGUGUAUUACAGAACCACCGGCAGGACUAUUUGCGAUGUGGGCACCUGUCGUGUGAGUGCCUCCGGGCGUGGUUGCUCAUGGGACGUUCAGUUUUUGCAUGAUUUAUCUCGAGGGGCCUACCUUCCUCUGGCGUCAGAGGAGGAACCUAAGAAGUUUAGCGGAGCCGGGUUUCAGCAGAUUAAGGGAGUGGAACAGCGGCUGGGCCAGAGAGGGUGGGGACUGCAGGUGCUGGGGGCUAGGGAACCACCUAUUUGCCCCGUCUCCCCACCUGAAAGGCCUUUUGGGCAGGCUAGCGUGACAAAGGUGGCCCUAAAAUGCUCGAGAGCCCGGGCAGUGAUGAUCGCUGAGUGAGUGGCACUGGGCUAAGCCUCAGCAGUUGACUGAAAGAGAGGGAUGCUAGCAGUUAGGAAGGUUAGGAGGAAACUCAGGAUGGGGACCAUCUGCUCCCCCAACCCCAGCGGGACAAAGACAUCCUUGGAGGUCUGCAAUGCUGACUGGAUGGCCUCGCUCCCUCCUCACCUCCACAACGUACCCCUUUCCCAUCUGGCAAUCCCAGGCUCCCAUGAUUCAUUCAGCUACUGGGUAGACGAAAAGUCCCCAGUGGGGCCUGACCAAACCCCAGCUAUCAAACGCCUGGCCAGGAUCUCCUUGGUGAAGAAGCUCAUGAAGAAAUGGUCCGUGACUCAGAACCUGACAUUCCGCGAACAGCUGGACGCUGGGAUCCGCUACUUUGACCUGCGUGUGUCUUCCAAGCCCGGGGAUGCUGACCAGGAAAUCUACUUCAUUCAUGGGCUUUUUGGCAUCAGGGUCUGGGACGGGCUGAUGGAGAUUGACUCGUUCCUCACACAGCACCCCCAAGAGAUUGUUUUCCUGGAUUUCAACCACUUCUAUGCCAUGGAUGAGGCCCAUCACCAACGCCUGAUUCUCCGGAUCCAGGAGGCUUUCGGAAACAAGCUGUGCUCAGCCUGCAGUGUGGAGAGUAUGACGCUGCAGACACUGUGGGAGAAGAGGUGCCAGGUUCUUAUUUUCUAUCACUGUCCCUUCUACAAGCAAUACCCCUUCCUGUGGCCUGGAAAGAAGAUCCCAGCACCCUGGGCCAAUACCACGAGUGUGCACAAGCUCAUCCUCUUCUUGGAGACCACGCUGAGCGAGCGCGCCCCCCGCGGCUCCUUCCACGUGUCUCAGGCGAUCCUCACACCCAGAGUGAAGACCAUCGCCCGAGGCCUGGUCGGCGGCCUCAAGAACACUCUGGUGCACAGGAAUCUUCCUGCCAUCCUGGACUGGGUGAAAACUCAGAAGCCUGGAGCCAUGGGUGUCAAUAUCAUCACAUCUGACUUCGUGGACCUGGUGGACUUUGCCACGACUGUCAUUGAAUUGAAUGACCUCCUACAGGAGGACAGAGCUUUGGCUAAAUGCUGAUUUUUUAUUUAACUUAAUAUUGAAUUUGUUGAUCCAGGCUAGGGUUCUGAAGGGUUUCCUGUAAAGUUGGCCCCCAGGCAGUGAUGCUGAAGUGAGUAAGAGGAGGGAACAUUCUUUUUUUUCCUUCCUUACAGGGCCCUUUGGAUAAAAUUACAGAGCUUUUAAUUGCAUUUUUCCCACAUGAGACUUUUUAAAAACUCAAGUCCAAGGGAAGAAAGCAUGUUUCAUGGGAUCAAGGUCAGGCUCUUCCCAAUGGCAUAUGAUGUUGAAUGUAAUAUGGAAAUGGUGUCUCCAAGUUCCAUUGGGCUAUUGAGUGGCCUGUUGUCUUCCAGGAUGCUGUAUUUGAGCCAGAGAGAAGGCUAAAGCAGGAGGUCACUCCUGCUCAAAAGGAUGGUUUAUGGCAGGUGUUGACUGCCCUGUGUGGCAGCUCUGUCACCAGCCUGGAGCUCUGAGGGCAGAGAGGUCAAGAACCAGUUUUUCCUAGGCAUGCUGAGCGUCAGCACUUCUUCCCUGAGAGUAAGAUGUAUUUAUCACCAAGGUAUUACAGCCACGGGUUGUUCUCUCAGUGCUUAUGCUUGGUAACUGGACCCCUUCAUUCUUUAGAUAAACAGUGCGUAUUGUCCUCAGUAUCAGGAAAGUGUUUCCCAGUUUUAAAACACUGAUUCCUCUCUUUCGGGCCCUACUUAAAAGUGAAAGGAGCAGUGAUGGGACAUCUUUUUCAGCCUGGGGCCCACCAGAAAUAGACGUGCAUGUCUGUUGCAUGACAGAUUUCUUUGAUUUAAUUCUGUAGCUUUCCCCCAGAUAGCUGCUAGGCAAGCGGUGCAUCGUUCUGGCAAAGUCCUCUGUGGAUGGGACCUUGAAGCCAGAUCUUGGAAUGGCAUUUCAUUGUUGCUGCCUAGGACUCGAGUCUGCCUCGUGGGACACAACGCUAAGGGAAGGCGCCUUGUCGGUGACACCGUGGAGGCAGACACAGGACGCGUGGGAAAGUGCAAUGGAUUUCAGGAGGCGGCUCCAAGCGGGUUUGGAGCCGUUCUGUAACUCCUUGAAAACAAGACUACCUCGGGGACACUGAGGAUGACGGCGUGUCAUCAAGCAAGAAAUUCCCAGUGUGUUGGAAUAUUUCCAGUUCGUAUCUUGAUUGUUCUAGUUUCUGCAGGUUGUUUUGAGCUGACUAAUCACCACCGCAGGAGGGCUUGGAAACUCAAGCGGGGAUUUUUUUAGUAUUAUUAUUAUAAGAGGUGCUUAUCCAUAAAAAGCCCUCUUGUGUUCUGUUUUAUUUAUUUAUUUAUUCAUCUAUUUAUUUUAUAGAUUAAGUAUCUCCAGUGCUUCUUACCUCAAGAGCACUCACAAAAGAGCUUCCUGAACUUUUCUCACCCAGGCCAGAUGCUGCCACGGUCCUGCUCCGGUCAACAGGACCAUGCAUCUCAGGACCGUGAGUGACCUCUGACUCUGCCGCUGUGGACGGCCCAGUUCCCUCAGUCGUGGCGGGGGCCAGCAUUCACACAUGGGUGUGGUCCAGACCAGCGAAGCCACCACCAGGCUACCGCACUGAAACAGAAGACGAGAUGGGUCAUGAAGAGCUCUCAUUUCUUGAGAGAACCUUUCAGAAGAAGGAUGAAAAAGAAGGAGCCAGAAAGAAAACUGGGCAUCUAUGUGCAUGCACUCUGCAGAACUCUCUGAGAAGCCCUCAGGAGGUGUUAGCUUCUGGCUUCUUAAAACGGAAGAACAUGGAAUCCCAUCCGAAUGCGCAUUUAGACAGGUGGUCAGUCCACCUCCCGGUAGCUUUCCACUCCCAUCCUCCGAUGCUCAUGGCUGGACCUUGCAUGUUGCCUGCAGAGGGGUGUGUCCUGUCUGAGCUGCUCAGAGCACACGCACACCCCCCAGGGCUAAGUCUUCCAGCCUUUACUUUGCUUCAAGUAAUUAAAGCCCUGACCUUUAGCUUCCACAGCUUGAAGAGGUCACAACACA
This is a messenger RNA of Phacochoerus africanus (Common warthog), 3565 nucleotides long. RefSeq names its product phosphatidylinositol specific phospholipase C X domain containing 2 (gene PLCXD2). The coding region runs from base 572 to 1597 and encodes 341 amino acids. Gene Ontology annotation, biological process: lipid metabolic process. The transcript is spliced from 4 exons. NCBI's taxonomy places the organism in Eukaryota, Metazoa, Chordata, Mammalia, Artiodactyla, Suidae. Gene Ontology annotation, molecular function: phosphoric diester hydrolase activity. The record is from RefSeq and is a predicted model, not a curated record.